Molecule: messenger RNA, 978 nt
Organism: Tachyglossus aculeatus (Australian echidna)
Lineage: Eukaryota; Metazoa; Chordata; Mammalia; Monotremata; Tachyglossidae
Gene: BTBD19
Product: BTB domain containing 19
Exons: 8
Coding region: 1-900 (299 amino acids)
Molecular function (GO): protein binding
Source: RefSeq, a predicted model, not a curated record
AUGGCCGCCCCGGCCCCCGGCCUGACCCUUCGCGGGGACCCCGCCACCUUCUCGGCCGCCCUUCGUGGCCUCCUCAACAGCCCGCGCUUCAGCGACGUGACCUUCUUGGUGGGGAAGGAGCGUCAGGAGGUGUUCGCCCACCGCUGCCUCCUGGCCAGCCGCUGUGAGUUCUUCGGUGGGCUGCUGGAGCAGAAGCCCCCGGCCCCAGCUGGCAGGGGGCCGCCCCGGGGGGAGCCCGUGGUUUUGGACCAGGUGCGGCCCGAGGUCUUCCUGGCUGUGCUGGAGUUCCUCUACACCAACAGCGUCCCCCUCAACAGCCACACUGCCCUGGAAGUACUGACGUCGGCGGUGGAGUACGGGCUGAAGGAAUUGAGGGAGCUGUGCGUCGACUUCGUGGCCGAGUCUCUGGACGUGGAGCUGGUCUGCGACGCCCUUCAGGUAGCCGUGACCUUCGGGCUGCCAGUACUGCAGGAGCGCUGCGUCGGUUUCAUCGAAAAUCACACCCAGGACGUGCUGGGCACCCGGGCCUUCCACGAGCUGUCGGCCCCGGCGCUGCUGCCCGUCCUGCACAGCGACCGGCUGGACGUGGACGAAGCCGAGCUCAUCGCGGCCACCGGCCGCUGGGCCCACGUCAGCUCCGCGGUCUUGGAGCGGCCCGUGGGCGAGGUGGCGCGGCCGGCCGUCGGGGAGCUGCGCCUGGCCCUCUUGUCCCCGCGGGAGCUGAGCUCGCUGGAGGAAAAGAACCAGAAAGACCAACUCAUCCCGGUGGAGCAGAUCGCCGAGGCCUGGAAGUGCCACGCCUUACGGAAGGGGCCCGCCGCCCAGGGCCCCCAAUGCCGGCGCCGGAGGGGUACACGGCCCCGGGAACACCACCGCUUCUUUGACUCGCCCCCCAAGUGACUCCACAGGUCGUUGCUGCUUCCCCCCGAGCACCAGGAAUGGUGGUCUCACCAAUCCCAGGCCCGGAUGCAGGUGAAG